This is a messenger RNA of Osmia lignaria (orchard mason bee), 1237 nucleotides long. Its product is annotated as histone H3. Gene Ontology annotation, cellular component: nucleosome. Lineage: Eukaryota; Metazoa; Arthropoda; Insecta; Hymenoptera; Megachilidae. Gene Ontology annotation, molecular function: structural constituent of chromatin; DNA binding; protein heterodimerization activity. The record is from RefSeq and is a predicted model, not a curated record.
GUUGCGUCAUUGUAGUUUCGGAGUUCGAACGAAGCAUACUUUAUUCUCAGUGACAUGGCUCGUACUAAGCAGACUGCUCGUAAAUCUACGGGUGGGAAGGCUCCACGGAAACAGUUAGCUACCAAAGCUGCUCGUAAGAGUGCGCCUGCAACGGGAGGAGUGAAAAAACCUCAUCGUUAUAGGCCUGGAACUGUAGCUCUCAGAGAAAUUCGAAGAUAUCAGAAGAGUACGGAACUCUUGAUCCGUAAAUUACCUUUCCAACGUCUCGUUCGUGAAAUAGCACAAGACUUCAAAACGGAUCUUCGUUUCCAAAGUUCUGCUGUGAUGGCUUUGCAAGAAGCCAGCGAAGCUUACCUUGUUGGACUUUUCGAAGACACUAACUUGUGCGCUAUUCAUGCCAAACGAGUUACAAUCAUGCCGAAGGAUAUCCAACUCGCUCGCCGUAUUCGUGGAGAAAGAGCUUAAAUUUUAGGCUCCACCUUUUAUAACAAUCGGCCCUUUUCAGGGCCCAAUUUUUUUUUCAAACGAAGAACACUUUCGUGAUCAUUUUAUUAAAAUUUCAAAUGCACUCAUUAUGAAAUGUAAUUUCCACCUUUUAAAAAGAAUCAUUAAAUCAGGUUCAAAAAAAUAUUUUACCCAUAAAAGUCAAAUCUUGAGCGUAUAUUGUAAUACACUCAAUUUGGAAUUUAGUUCAAAAGUAGUUACGUCUUAUAUAAAAACUAAUUUUAUAAACGUGUCAUAGAUACAAGGGAUUGAGAUUUUCUAAUGCAAGAUACAUCCCAAGUAUUCGACAGAAUGCCUGAAACGAAUGUGUGCCGCUAUGUACGUUGGUGCUGUUCUUUGUAGCUGUACAGUUUGUAUUUGAGUAAAAUUCCGAACAUGUCAAUAAUAACUUGUCCAGCCGUUCUAAAAUGCCGUAUUGAUCAUAAAGAAUUGACGGAUCAACGGCAACAUCUCCAGAGUACUAAUCUAUUUCGUAAUAUAUUCAGUAUUAAAAAAUAAGAAGUUAUCUUAAAUUUAUAUGACAACGAUAUACACUAAUGCAUAACUACAGAUUAUCCUUUUACAUUAUUUAUUUAUUGCAUUCGUACAUACACUAAUUACAAUUUAACGAUUUUACACAUUUUGCGAUAUACAUGUCCUUAAACCUGUACUGUCGAGUUUUUUCAGGAAUAAAAAGAACUGUUAAAUUAAGUUAUACAUGAACUUGUUGUUAGUUAUGAACCUGUACAUUGGG